AUGGGUUCGGAACAUUCCACACAACUUCAGCAAGGAUCGGCUGGUGGAGCGGAUGGUGCAUUGCGUACUGGCAGUCUACAUAGACACUCGAGCACCAACCAGGGAACGUCUUCCUCUACCGGUCGUGCUGGUGGUUCCGGAUCCGGCACUGGUGGUAAGCUCCAACGCGGCAAUACGAUCGCUGUCACGGGAACAACGCCAAGCGGAACGAGCGGUACCUUAGACGACGGUUACUCCACCUCGUCCGUGACACCAUCGUCCGCAUACAUCUGUGACUCUCGCCCCGUUUCGCCACCGAUGAGCGUUUGCUCCGAUUCCGACCUGCCCUACAUAUCAUACACGGACAAACCUAUCGGCGAUUCGCCCAAGCUACGGAACAAGCAACAAUCGAAGCAGGCAAAGGCACGCCCGAACAGUGCGAUUAUUAUAAGCAGAGCUGCCCAGCAACAGCAACAGCACCACUACCAGCAACAUCUCACCCAGCAUCUGGAGGGGCGGGGUGGUGUUAGGGGUGGUCGGUCUGGAACGGGCCCCGCCGGAGGAGCACACAGCAUCGUGGUGGUGAAGUCGGCCGCUGUACGUGACGUUGGCAUCGAGAAGGACGACGAUAUCAUCCGUCUUCAGAGCGUACCGAUGUUCUUACCGGUCAUGCGUGGGACGCUAACGCUGCCGGCCAACCGCGACCCGGAAGUUCUUGAACGUCUGCAGCCCACACAUCUCAUCAACAUGUGCAGCCGGCUGCAGUCACACUUUAACACCUGCGCCAUCCACGUAUCGUCCGAGCAGCAGCAGAUAACAAACCGGAUCAAGGAGGUGGAUCAGGAGGUAUCGAGCGCACUGGCACAGUUGGUACAGAAGCAAAAGCUCUACACAUCGUACGCGGAAACGUUCUCGAAGGUGCGUCAGAUUUCCCAGCAGCUGACGCGCUGCAACGACAUACUCAAUCAAAACAUCGAGAGUAUGGAGUAUCUGAACAAUCUGCUCAGCGUGGAGGAUCGUCUCGAGCCGUUCGUGUGGAAAACCGAGUAA
Anopheles marshallii is the source of this 1029-nucleotide messenger RNA. It is a transcript of the gene BORCS5, whose product is annotated as BLOC-1-related complex subunit 5. Gene Ontology annotation, biological process: positive regulation of anterograde synaptic vesicle transport; organelle transport along microtubule; lysosome localization. The record is from RefSeq and is a predicted model, not a curated record. The coding region runs from base 1 to 1029 and encodes 342 amino acids. The transcript has 4 exons. NCBI's taxonomy places the organism in Eukaryota, Metazoa, Arthropoda, Insecta, Diptera, Culicidae. Gene Ontology annotation, cellular component: cytoplasmic side of lysosomal membrane; synaptic vesicle membrane; BORC complex.